CAAACGAACCAUAAAGCGGUAGUUGCGUAUACGCGCCGGGUGUUUGUGUUGUCGUAUUGCCGCUUUCAUACCGCUUUUAUUGAUAUUCUUCCCCUAGAGUGAUGGUGCCAAUUAUUAAUAUUCGUCGCAGGCUAUCACCAGUGGUAGCCAAUGCAAGUGUAACAGAAUUUCAACAAAACUAACGAAGUUCAUUAGAAUUGAAUUAAACAAAUUAUUACCGUAUAAAAUCUGAGUAACCGCAGACAUAGUAACUGUGUGUUUGUGUAUUCAAAUGUGUGUUCGGGUAAACAAAAAUAUUUGUCGCCAGAUAAAAAGCCAAAGUACAAGAAUAUUUGAAUUAAUUAAAAAAAUAACCAACAACAAUUCCAAAAGCAUCAGCAAAUAACUACCAGUGCCUUUUAUCCAGCACCCAGCGUGAACCAAAAAUACUACCGGGGUGAAAAUCACACACAAGCACACUCACUAUGGGUCAGGUAUAACCAAUUCCGCUUGAAAUUAUGUAUAAAAUAAAAAAAAAAGUUGACACUUAUGUAAAUGUUACACUCUUCAUCAGCAGGCUUAGUUGUACAGAGAUGUAUUAGGGGAGUUUGACGCCUUAAGCUUCUUAGUGCCCCAUUUUCUGUAACAACGUUUGUCAGCAACCUAGAAACUCACUCGGCAAUCUUCAUAUCACCAGUGGUGGGCUGAGUGUGGAUUGAGUGGAUUCGGUAUGAAUAGCGAUGAAGAGGAACGCGUGUCUUUGAGAAGCCCAGAAGAAUAUGUUAUGGAUGAAGAUGACUACAAAUUCGUUUCCGUUAUCAAACUCAGACAUAAUAGUAGUACUUCGCAGCGUGACCUACCAGCCAAAUUUGUGAUGGAAAUAUUUGAGCGGAAACCCAACUCCAACGAUAAUGCAGUCACUUGCAUAAUGAGAGACGGAAGUGAAAGCCUGAAAUCCCAACGCCACUACCCAAUGGCUAACGGAAACGGAGAUGAAAUCCAUCGAGAAAAUGAAAAUGUACAACUGAGGGAAAAGUGCGUUCGACCAGCUAAUGUUGUAAUGGAGGUAAAAAACGACAUGGCCGGCCACAGUGACAAUCAGGAAGGGAUGGCAAAUGGGUGUUUGAGCACAAAGUACGAUGAAAAUGAUGUAGUUGACGAGGUCAUUGCGGACAAAAACAAUGGCGUUGACUUGGAAAGUUCUAUCGAGCCUGCUAGAAGUCAUAAUUUGGAAGAUAUGUCCAAGAUACCACGUCUGCCUGGCGACGGGGCACAAAUGGAUGAUGAAGUGCCCUCCUCUCUGCGUGGUUCGACGUCAACUCUCGCUGCUAGCUUUCGCAAGCCGAGACCAAAAUCCGGUGUUCCCUUGCGUGUUCAGUCUGUUCGUAUCAUGGAGCGGAAGCUACGUUACGGCCCGAAAAGACGAACUGAAAGUUGCAGCGUGUUUGGAAACACAAAUUUAGACUUCGAUGCCGAAGGAGAAGCUGCUCAAACCACAACGCCACGGCUCUUGAGCAACGACACCUAUUCGGCGUUCAAGAGUGGCAAUGUGGUGAAAGGUAUCCUAUGUCCAUCCUUGACAAACUCAUUCAAACAGAACUCACUGGAACGAGCCUACCUCACCUACACUCAUCGCCAACGCCAAAAGUCGCUAAUCAUUGUAAAUCUAGUGGAUUUCAUUCUCAAAGUUGUACUGGCCCUUAUUUGGUUUCUAAAGGAAGCAGAAUCGAAGGUGGAGGUGGAAGUCAAUGUGGCCACAGCCAUAACAUGGUCGGUUUGCUGUGCUCUGGCCAACAUGUCCAUUUGCUUUCUCGGAUAUUGGCGUUGUUUCGCCAACAACUACCUCCACUGGGCAGCAGUAUGCACCUGGAUACUAUUCAAUAUUCAAGGUUUCGUUGGCGAGGGAGUGGGAUUUGCCGACCGAGAGUACCUAAUAUGGUACAUCUUGUUUGUGAUAUUUGUUCCGUAUGCUAUGCUGCCUCUGCCGCUCAAGUGGUGCGUAGUGGGUGGCACCAUCACAGCAAGUUGCCAUCUGACGGUAAUAACAAUAAUUAAAAUGCAGAAACAGGAAAAAUCGAAUUGUGUUGCAUUCCAAAUAUUUGCUAAUUUCAUUCUUUACUCGGCCAUUAAUGUGGCUGGCAUGUACACCAAGUAUUUGACUGACAGAGGACAACGUCUAGCCUUUAUAGAGACGCACAAAGCCAUGGAACAUAAAAAGGAAUCUGAAAAGGAAUUACAAAGAACACAAAAGUUGCUGGAUUCGAUUUUACCGAAUAUUGUCAACAACCAGAUUCGCAGCGAGAUGUAUAAAGGCACAGAUCCAAAUGUGGAGACGCAGUUCAACAAGUUGUAUGUUUAUCCAAUGGAUAACGUAAGCAUCCUAUUUGCGGACAUCAAGGGCUUUACGGAACUGGCAAGUAAAACUUCUGCCCAACAACUUGUGAAAAUUUUAAAUGACCUUUUUGCACGUUUCGAUAGGAUUGCUGAGGACAAUCAUUGUUUGCGAGUCAAGUUGCUGGGUGAUUGCUACUAUUGUGUUUCACAAUUUGAAAGUGAUAACUGGAAAACACGUCCAGACCACGCCGUCUGUAGUGUUGAAACUGGCUUGCACAUGAUAAAGGCCAUCAAGGAUGUGCAAUUGCAUACACAUGUCGAUUUAAACAUGCGUAUAGGCAUCCACAGCGGCUCCGUCAUGUGUGGUGUACUUGGCAACAAAAAAUGGCAUUUUGAUGUAUGGUCCAAUGAUGUAUUUAUUGCAAAUCAUAUGGAAUCUGGUGGAAUUCCGGGUCGUGUUCAUAUAUCGGAAGCCACAUUGAAAUGUCUGAAUGAUGCCUAUGAGGUAGAGCCGGGCAACGGCGGAAGCCGUGACAAUCAUUUGAAAAUGCUUAACGUAAAAACAUUUUUAAUCAAACGGACUGAACCUUUAAGACCAAAACGUAGAUUUGGUACCCGCAGCAGCCAACAUUUAGCCCACAUCAAUGGUAGCAACACGACAACCCCAACCCCUGCAAUGACGUCACCAACGAUGGAUGCUAAAACGUUUGUACCAAAAUCGAUUUCGGCUACAGGUGUCCAUAUUGACCCCCAACAACAACUACACCACCAUCUCCAUGCAUUAUCCCGAGCGCAAUCCCAACCUCAACAGCAACAUUUGCCACAUCUUCCUCCACUUAACUCAAUGCAAAAGAAGAACAUUUCAUUAAAUUCAUUGCCAAAUGUAGUGGAGGGUGUAGCAAUGGGACCUACAGGUCCAUCCACCAUGUCGUCACCAAUUACAACAGCACCGAAGGCCAAUGGUGAUAACAUUCACAACCUUCUAGAUGCGGGAGACCAUCGAUCGAUCAUUACCGAAGAUGAACCCACAACUGAGUGGAUCCCAGAAAUACCUUUCAAAAAUUUGAAUUCGCCUGAUGAAGGUGUUAUACGUUCAGAUUCCGUGCUGGGUGAUUCAAGACAAGGUCAGCGCGUUUCUGUUACUCCUUUAGAUGAAGAGAUAGAUGAAUUUAUUGAGCAAAACAUUCAAAUAAAUUCAAACAAGGAAAUUCGUCGAGAAUAUCUAAGCCCAUGGACACUGAAAUUCAAGGAUCGGGAACAGGAAAUGAAGUUUUGUCAGCUUCGGGAAGAUAUGUUCCGCUCGAACAUGCUGUGUGUAUUUGUGAUAUGGAUUUUCAUUGUUCUUUGCCAAAUCAUCAUAAUUCCAAGGUGUACAAACUUGGUGAUCUGCCUAGCGAUCGGAACAAUUUUCUUAACAUUUAGCUGCAUUUUGGUUAUGGCUGAGGAAUUUUCAGGUCUUCCUGAUUUUCUCAAACACAAUUCUGCGAAGCUAGUACACCAGAGACAACGCCGCACCUACUUCAUAUGUGCGAUCAUAGUGCUCAUCACGGUUCUCAGCGCCAUCGGUUUGGUUUUAUGUCCAUCUUCUGCAUAUUUCGAUGGCGUACCCAAUACUGAUGAUGGCGAUAUACGGUCGGUUCUGCCUAGUAGUAGCUAUCGGAGUCCUAAUAAGCCCGGUUCCUCUACAGACGCUGUACCCGUUACCAAUGGCGAGAAGGAGAUCAAGUUAAAUGUCUACCUCUCUGCUACCAUACAUCAUAAUAUCACAAUAAAUGCUGCUAAUGGAGCUAACGCCGUUGUGGACGCAAACGCCUUUUUGGCGGACAAUUUAUCAAAUGCUUCUACAAGUGAUCUCGUGCGACGCAGUAUCGCCAAUGCCCUUAAUAUAACGCAGGCUGCUGCAAUAGGUCUUCUCAACAAUUCAUUGGAGCCCUUAGAGAAUUCGUUUUUUCCUAGGGAACGUCGGAGCGUUAAUGUCAAUGCCAGUAUUGUAAGCGAAGACAACAAUGACCUAGAGCAUUAUAUGGAUUCAGCAGAUGUGGAUACAAUGGACUGUGCACAUCCAGAGUACAUUGUGUUCACAUGGAUUCUUUGCUUGGUUUCACUUGCGACAGCUCUCAAACUCUACUAUUUGGUAAAGGUGAUCAUGGCUAUUUGUAUGGUUGCCUUUUACGCGACCCUAAUUCAGUUGGUAUUUCCUCGCAUAUACACCAAGGAGCUAAUAGAACUUGAACAAUCUCGACUAGGAAUGCCACUGGGUGUACAGAUGUUGAUACUUCUGGUAUCAUUUUUGGUGAUGGUAUGCUACCAUGCCCGAUUGGUGGAGGUGACAUCAAGAUUGGACUUUAUCUGGAAAGAGCAGGCCGAGCGAGAACUUACCAACAUGAAAUCAAACAGAGCUUUAAAUGAUACGUUAAUCAAGAAUAUUCUACCAGAUCAUGUUGCGGCCUAUUAUUUAUCUGACGAACACACCGACGAGCUCUACUCCAACAUGCACAAUUUAUGUGGAGUUAUGUUCGCAUCCAUACCAAAUUUUCAGGAUUUUUACUCUGAAGAUAUCGACAAUGGAAAAGCGUGCAUACGAAUUCUUAAUGAAAUCAUAUGUGACUUCGAUGAAUUAUUGGAAGAGCCACGAUUUGCAUCCAUUGAAAAAAUUAAGACAGUCGGUGCCACAUACAUGGCUGCGUCUGGUCUAAACGCAGACCAUCUGAGAGUUAGCGGUGAAACUUCAGAAGAUAGCGUUUGCAGCUUGGUCGAAUUUGCUUUUGCCAUGAAGCAAAAAUUGGAAGAUAUCAAUAAGGAGGCCUUUAAUAAUUUUCAACUUCGAGUAGGAAUCUGUAGUGGAUCCUUGGUGAGCGGUGUAAUAGGUGCACGAAAGCCAGUAUACGACAUCUGGGGAAAUACCGUGAAUGUCGCAUCUCGCAUGGACUCAACCGGAGAAAAUUGGCGGAUUCAAGUGCCAGACUCAACUGCGGAAUUGCUAAAAGCAAAAGGUUAUACAUGUUUGAAACGCGGUGACAUAAAUGUCAAAGGAAAAGGUAUAAUGACUACAUAUUUUGUACACCCUCGCGGUGAAUCGGAGAGCCAGUUGCCUUCGCCUGUUCACAUGACAGCAGGAGUACCUAUGACACAGACACCCAACUUGCAACGGCAAACUUCACACCAUGGCUCCUUUAGCGCUGUUGUUUUUGGAAUGCUCCAAGCUUCAAAACGCAGCACAAACUUGGCUGGUACCCCUACGGGGACUCCUUCGCCGCAAAUACGACGUGGUCAUAGAGGCAGCACAUUUAGUUCAGUACGCCUAUCACAAAAGGCCACCGUGAAUAACCCAGUUCGACGUAACACGACCAGGGUUCGUGGCCGUUCCUAUCGCCAGAAAAAGCAGAGUUCCUCGAACAAUUCCAUUGUCACGCAGAGUAGUGCUUCAUGUGUGCCAUCAUUCCGCCGUAUCGACCAAAUAGAGACAUCACUUUCCAAGAGCCACAAUGAUGCAUUAUAACCUGAACGUAAUUGGAGCUCUCUGAUAAUCUUGUUGGUAGUACAAAAAUCAUAAAACAACUGUUUAUACUUAAGUGGAGUCCACAAUGAUCCUAUAGAACUGAUACACAUCCCAGCACAAUAUCACGUAACUGCAACAUGCUUUGGUUCAUCCACGAGCAAAGCAAUGGAAACAACAUAGAAAUCACCUCAUCGCAUAAUUUCAAAUAUAUUUUAUAUAAUUAUCUAUUACAGAGCA
This is a messenger RNA of Stomoxys calcitrans (stable fly), 6049 nucleotides long. It is a transcript of the gene Adcy8, whose product is annotated as adenylyl cyclase 78C. Gene Ontology annotation, biological process: cAMP biosynthetic process; intracellular signal transduction; adenylate cyclase-activating G protein-coupled receptor signaling pathway. NCBI's taxonomy places the organism in Eukaryota, Metazoa, Arthropoda, Insecta, Diptera, Muscidae. The transcript is spliced from 24 exons. Bases 710 to 5812 code for a protein of 1700 amino acids. The record is from RefSeq and is a predicted model, not a curated record. Gene Ontology annotation, cellular component: plasma membrane. Gene Ontology annotation, molecular function: adenylate cyclase activity.